CCAAACGACGCCUCAGUUGAAAACCGGACGCGUGACUUGAACCAGCGUCGCGGCGCUAACGUUUAUCGCGAAACGUGCUACGCGUAUCUGAGUUUAAAUAUUUCACAUCAUCCAAAAUUGAUUGUCAAUUGACAUCAGCUGUCAUUCAGAUUAACUUGGUUUUGUCGAGAGAAAAAUACCCUAAGAAUAAUAAUAUUUGUAAAUUGACAUAGCUGCACAUUCAUCAACAAGAAUAGAGGUUGUUCAAAGUAUAAUUCUGUGAAUCAACAUAACUGUACUUUUCAAAGUAUAAUUUUGUGAAUUGACAUAACUGUACUCAAAAUUGUUAUCCUUUGACUUAUUAUAGUUUUAUAAAUAACAUCUGAAAAUCCAGUUUAUGAAUAAUUUUUCAUAUAAGUUUCACCUUAUUCUAUUCAAUUUUGAAAAAGCGUCGUGAACUCCUUUCUGUUUUGAGUUGAGUCGGUUGUUUGUGUUUGACUAUCAGUUUGGAUAGAAUAGAACCGUUGCUCCAUUAAUCGUCCCAUUUUAUUAAUUGCUCAUAUAUUUAUAAAUAAGAAUAAUUGAUUGAAGCUGUGAAUGUUCUGAGUGCGUUAGAGUUAGUUGUUUGUGUGCGGUUAUCAGUUUGGAUUAUUGCUGUCUGGAUAAACGAUGAAAUAGACAUUAGCUUAUCAAGAAUUGUCGGUGGAGUGUGAUGCAGUGGUGUGAUUGGUGGAUGUGGGGGGAGGUGGGCGAUGCUUCCUCGUGAUCAAGGUGGGGAGGGGCAAUGACCUUGACCUUGCUGUUGGUCUGCACUCUGCUGCUGCUGCUAUUGGCUGCUGGCCCCGCCAAUGCCAACUGGCACCGCCAUGCCAGGCCACCUCAGCCGGAGGCACGCUGUCAAUACGAGCAGACCAGGCUGCCAGAACUGGUCGAUACCAGGCAGAGCGAGCUGCUCGACAGGAGCAAGGAGGUACGAGCGGCGGUUAUCCUGCCAGCGGAUUGGCGCAAAUACGACCUGUCGCUGGCAAAAGUGAUGGCGGCGCUUGAGGUAGGGGUGGCGGCGGUGCACCAAAAGGGUUUGCUGGCCGGGGGGCAUCACUUCCGCUUCAUCCCGGGUGACGACCGCUGUGAGGCCGAGCAUGCGCAGCACCGCGCCGUAAAGGCCUAUGCAAAAGACCGCGUGCACGUCUUCUUCGGACCCGCUUGCGAGUACAGUGUGGCACCUGUUGCUCGGAUGAUAAAAUUCUGGGGCACACCGUUGCUGACCACUGGAGCAAUGACGUUUGACUUCUCCGGCAACAAAACAGACUGCGAGGGUGAAUACCAUCUCAUGGUCAGAGUCGGCCUUCUCAGCUUCAGAGACAUGGCCAUGUUCCUCAUCGCACUUCUAGACGAGUACAAGUGGACGAAAGUGAUGCUAAUGUAUGAGAAAGACGGUUGUGAACACGUUUCCGGCAAGCACACGUGCAAACUGAUGAUGGGUUCCCUGGUGGAGUACCUCGACAGGGACAAGUUCACCUUCCGCUACUACAACUUCGAGAACAGCUCCAAGGAAGCCAUCCACGAGGAUCUGCGCAGGGAAAUCGGAUAUCAGUUUUCUAUUGUCGUGCUGUGUGCCAAUCCUCUGACGGUUCGAGAAAUCAUGCUCGCCGCUGAAGAGCUCAAGAUGAUUGACAGCGGAGAAUAUGUGUUCUUCAACAUUGAACUCUUUGAUACCGGAAAUUCGGCGACUCCGUGGAAUGUGAAGAACGACACGGUGGAGCGCAACGAGAGAGCCAAGAAAGCGUACACAGCGCUCCUAACAAUCACGUCGAGAACCCCUACAAAUGAGGCCUACUUGAACUUCUCGUUAGAAGUGAAGCGUUUAGCAGAGGAGAAGUACAACCUGACGUUUGGCAACGAGUCGGUGUCUACGUUUGUGACUGCGUUCUAUGAUGCGGUUCUGCUCUACUCACUGGCGCUCAACGAAACUCUGCGUCUCGGCGGAACGCAGGCUGACGGUCAGCUCAUCACGCAGCGCAUGUGGAAUAGAACCAUUCCAGGAAUUACUGGUGAUGUCAACAUCGAUGCAAAUGGCGAUAGAGUUGCUGAUUACUCUCUUCUCGACAUGGACCCAGUAACAUCUGAAUUCAGAAUAGUCGCGAACUACAUAGGAGUGAAGCAUGCUCUGGAAUACGUGCCACAUACAAGCAUACAUUGGGCGGGGGGGAGACUGGACCCACCACCAGAUACACCCCACUGUGGCUUCGAUGGAUCUUUGUGCAGACAGAUGACUGGCUAUGCAAUACUUAGUAUUGUCCUGAGCUCAAUAGUCGUUGCCCUGGCUGUGGGUUUAUUGUUCAUCUACAGGCACUACAAGCUAGAGGCGGAAAUUGCUUCUAUGACAUGGCGGAUAUACUAUCGUGAAAUCGUCAAAGUACCAUCUGAGAAGUUGAGAGGUAGUGUUUACAGUCUUGUGAGGCGUACAAGUCAAGCGACGGUGUUUUCGGAAGAUGGCAUGAGUGUUUGUGACACGGGAAGACAGCAGUUUGUACCUACAGCAUUCUAUAAGGGAAACAAAGUGGCAAUCAAGGCUCUAGACAAGUCGAGGAUAGACUUGACAAGGCCUCUCUUAUUGGAACUGAAAAGGAUGAAAGAUCUCCAUCACGAUCAUUUGGUACGAUUCUAUGGAGCAUGCAUAGAUCCACCGGACUGCUGUCUAGUCACUGAGUACUGUCCCAAAGGAAGUCUACAGGACAUCCUAGAGAAUGAACAGAUCAAGUUGGACUGGAUGUUCAGAUACAGUCUCAUGCACGACAUUGUCAAGGGUAUGUGCUUCCUUCAUAGUAGCGAUAUUAGAUCGCACGGCUCCCUGAAAUCGUCCAACUGCGUUGUUGACUCGCGAUUUGUGCUGAAAAUCGCCGACUUUGGUCUGCGCACUCUCCGCGAAUCGGACGACGCUGGUGACCAGAGCGACUCCUACGCAUUCUGGCGAAAACUUCUGUGGACCGCUCCAGAACUAUUAAGGAUGAGACAUCCUCCUCCAGAAGGAUCGCAGAAAGGGGAUGUUUAUUCGUUUGCCAUAAUUGUUCAUGAGAUUGUGACCAGACAAGGGCCUUUCUACAUGGGAGAUAUCAAUCUUUCACCUAAAGAGAUCGUGGAGGGUAUCCGCAACGGGUCAGAAUGCAUGAGACCGAGCACGAGCGAGUUGACCUGUGAGGAAGAGGUGACCACACUGAUGACCAGGUGCUGGGCCGAAGAUCCCGCCGAGAGGUUCGACUUUGCCACUCUCAAAGCCGUCAUCAGGAAGCUGAACAAAGACAACGAGAGUAACAACAUCCUCGAUAAUCUACUCUCGCGUAUGGAACAAUAUGCAGACAAUCUAGAAACACUAGUGGAAGAGAGGACAUCAGAUUACCUCGAGGAAAAACGGAAGUGCGAGGAGCUUUUGUACCAACUUCUACCCAAAACUGUUGCAAGUCAACUGAUAAUGGGCCAAUCGGUAGUUGCUGAAACUUAUGAUAAUGUUACAAUCUACUUUAGUGAUAUUGUCGGGUUUACGUCGCUGUCAGCCGAGAGCACACCUCUACAAGUGGUCGAGCUCCUCAACGACCUCUACACGUGUUUUGAUUCUAUUAUAGAGAAUUUCGAUGUAUAUAAGGUGGAAACAAUAGGUGAUGCUUACAUGGUGGUGUCAGGUUUGCCAGUGCGAAAUGGCAACCUGCAUGCCCGUGAGAUAGCCAGGAUGGCACUCGCUCUGAAAAGUGCCGUGGAGAGCUUCAGCAUUCGGCACAGACCGAAAGACCAGUUGAAACUUCGAAUUGGUAUCCAUACAGGUAAAAUUUUACAAACUACUACCACACAAUUAUUGAAAAAAUAUAUACAUCCAGAUAAAGGUAAUUUUACAGAUAGAACAUUUUAUCAUGAAGUAUAAAAUAGUGCAAUC
Molecule: messenger RNA, 3904 nt
Organism: Nilaparvata lugens (brown planthopper)
Lineage: Eukaryota; Metazoa; Arthropoda; Insecta; Hemiptera; Delphacidae
Product: atrial natriuretic peptide receptor 1
Exons: 21
Coding region: 764-3892 (1042 amino acids)
Biological process (GO): intracellular signal transduction; receptor guanylyl cyclase signaling pathway; cGMP biosynthetic process
Cellular component (GO): membrane
Molecular function (GO): protein kinase activity; peptide receptor activity; guanylate cyclase activity
Source: RefSeq, a predicted model, not a curated record